CAAUCAGCGCCGAGCACCAGGUGCGCAGGAUAGACCAAUGGAAUGAGCGCCGACGCACUCCCAAUGAGAAAACGCUGUAGCAGCCACCAAUGGAUGAGCUUGUUGCAGGAGACCAAUGGGAUGUGGGCUUUCGGCUGCCCAACUAGGGAAGCCCUGUCAGAGGGUCCAGUGGCGGCUGCGGUGGCGUAGGUGGCGGAGGCGGAGGCGGAGGAGGACAGCACUGGGGUCCGGGCUGGGGCUGAGCUGAGCUGAGCUGAGCUGGACGCUGACAGGUGAUCCCGGACUCAGGCUCGAGACCGGGAGCAGCGGGGCCCUGGAGGGCGGUCUGGGAGUCCGGACAACCUGGGUGGAGAGAACUUUGGAGUGUGGGGCCUAAAGCGCCCCUUCAGUUGGCAGAAGAUCAAGAUGCCACUAUGUCACUGUGCUGCAAGACACAGUGAUUCCGAUGGGGACUGGGGCUACCCUAGCAGCAGUGGGAUCAAGGUUUUCCUCCACUGGAGCAAUGGGGGUGACCAGUAUGUGACCUACAACCAGGGCACCAUGACUGCAGAGGAAGUCUGCAUUCAUAUUGCACAGAAAGUGGGGAUCACCCCACUCUGCUACAACCUUUUCGCAUUAUAUGAUGCCCAGGCCCAAAUCUGGCUCCCUCCUAACCACCCCUUUGAGAUCACCAAGGACACCAACCAGACCCUACAAUUUCGAAUGAGGUAUUACUUCCGAAACUGGCAUGGUCUGAACAGCCAGGAACCAGCCGUGUACCGAAGCAUGCCUCAGGGUGUUGAGGUCUCUGAAGAGAAGACCUCGACGGAGCAAGGGUGUGCUUUGCUGGACAAAGCCUCCUUCGAGUACCUCUACGAACAGGGGAAGUUUGAGUUUGUCAAUGACGUUGCAUCACUUUCGGACCUACAUAGUGAAGCUGAGAUACAUUACUUCAAGAAUGAGAGUCUAGGCAUGGCCGUGCUGCACCUGUCCCAUCUUGCCCUGCAGCGUGGUGUCCCCCUGGAAGAGGUGGUGAGGAAGACCAGCUUCAAAGACUGCAUCCCUCGCUCCUUCAGCCGACAGAUCCAGCAGAACAAUUCCCUGACUAAAUUCCGCCUGAGGAACGUCUUCCAGAAGUUUAUGCGACGUUUCCAUCUGCAGACAGUGGGUCCGGGGCGGCUUAGUGAACGGGACAUCAUGUUCAAAUACUUGGCUACGCUGGAACAGCUGGCCCCACGCUUUGGCACUGAGCACUUUCUUGCUCUGACCUUGGCACUGGCCACAGAGGCUGAAAGGGAUCUGUGCUAUGUCAAUAGCAGUGAGCAAGGGCCUACUGUUCCGCCAGGAGCCACUCUCUCCCUCGCUGACCGGGCUCCUAGCCAUGAGGUUCGAGUGACGGGUACAAGUGGUAUCCAUUGGCGGCUUCUUCAGGUGGAGGACCCUGACCUGGAUGUCAACCAUCCUCGAGGCUCCUUUCGUAAGAAGUCCAAGGCCCGGGAGGCAGAGAGCCGGAAGCCAAGCCAGCUGCCCACUGAGAGGAAAGAGAGCCCCUGGAUGUAUUUUUGUGACUUCCAAGAUAUCACUCAUGUUGUGGUCAAGGAGAAUAACGUCAGCAUCCACCGUCAGGACAACAAGUGCCUGGAACUGACUCUCCUGUCACCUAUGGUGGCACUCUCCUUGGUAUCCCUGGUGGAUGGCUACUUCAGGCUGACAGCAGACUCCAGCCACUACCUGUGCCGUGAGGUGGCCCCCCCGAGGCUGGUGAUGAGCGUUCAAAAUGGCAUCCAUGGGCCCCUGCAGGAGCCUUAUGUACUAUCCAAACUGAAGCGAGAGGAGGUAGAAGACGGUCUCUACCUUAUCCGUUGGAGUUCCUUUGACUUCCACCGCCUCAUCCUGACUGUGGCUCGGAAGGACCAGACAUCUGGAGCACAAGGUCUCCGUUACAAGCAGUUCCGCAUUGAAGAGCGGGGCCUGACCUUCCAGCUGGAAGGCUGGGAUCAAGCCUUUUCCAGUGUGCGUGAGCUCACUGCGGCCCUGCAAGGCUGCACGCUGCGAUCCAGCUCUGGCUCUGGUCCUGGUUCCAGCCUAGAGAGCUUCACACUCAGCAAAUGCUGCCUGCCUCGAGCAGGAGAAAUUUCCAACCUGAUCAUCACCCGACAGCGUCCUAAGGAGGGCCCUAAACCACUCAACUUGUCCCAGCUUAGCUUCCACCAGAUCCGUAAGGAAGAGAUCACCCAGCUGGCUCACCUGGGCCAGGGCACCCGGACCAACAUUUAUGAGGGACUCCUGCGUGUGGGGGGUGGAAUGGGAGCUGAGGAUGAGGAAGAAGAGAACAUCCCCUCAGAACCCAACAACAACCAUCGGGAGCUUCGAGUAGUGCUGAAGGUGCUGGACCCGAGUCAUCGUGACAUUGCUCUGGCAUUUUUCGAGACAGCCAGCCUAAUGAGCCAGGUCUCCCACAUUCACUUGGCCUUCGUCCAUGGUGUUUGUGUCCGGGGCUCUGAGAACAUCAUGGUGGCAGAACACGUAGAACAUGGGCCACUGGAUGUAUGUCUACGCCGGGAGAAGGGCCAUGUGCCUGUGGCCUGGAAGAUUACUGUGGCCCAGCAGCUUGCCAGCGCUCUCAGCUACCUAGAGGAUAAGAACCUGGUUCAUGGUAAUGUCUGUGGCAAGAACAUCCUGCUGGCAAGGCGUGGCCUUGGAGAUGGCACUCAGCCCUUCAUCAAGCUCAGUGAUCCUGGCGUCAGUGUCACUGCCCUCUCCAGGGAGGAGAGGGCAGAGCGCAUUCCCUGGAUUGCCCCCGAGUGUGUACCCAGUGGGACUGGCCUCAGCACAGCUGCCGACAAGUGGAGCUUUGGAACAACACUAUUAGAAAUCUGCUUUGAUGGGGAAGCACCUCUACAGGGUCGUACCCCUUCUGAGAAGGAGCGCUUUUAUGAGAAGAAACACCGGCUUCCUGAGCCCUCAUGUAAGGAGCUGGCCACCCUCAUUAGUCAGUGCCUCACCCAUGAGGCCAACCAGCGACCCUCCUUUCGAACAAUCCUCCGUGAUCUCACCCAGUUGCAGCCCCAGAAUCUCGCUGACAUUACCACCGUAAGCCCAGAGUUCCCAGCCUCAGACCCUACUGUGUUUCAGAAACGCUACCUAAAGAAGAUCCGAGACCUGGGAGAGGGCCACUUUGGCAAGGUGAGCCUCUACUGCUAUGACCCAACUAAUGAUGGGACAGGUGAGAUGGUGGCUGUGAAAUCUCUCAAGGCUGGCUGCAGCUCCCAACUCCUGAGCAGCUGGCAACGGGAAAUUGAGAUCCUUCGGACACUUUACCAUGAGCACAUCGUCAAGUAUAAGGGCUGCUGCAGUGACCAAGGGGAGAAGAUGGUCCAGCUGAUCAUGGAGUAUGUGCCACUAGGCAGCUUGCGGGACUACCUCCCCAAACACAGCUUGGGGCUGGCCCAGAUUCUGCUAUUUGCUCAGCAGAUCUGUGAGGGCAUGGCCUACCUCCAUUCCCAACACUACAUCCACCGAGACCUGGCAGCCCGGAAUGUCCUUUUGGAGAAUGACAACACUGUCAAGAUUGGAGACUUUGGCCUGGCCAAGGCUGUGCCAGAGGGCCAUGAUUACUACUGUGUCCAGGAGGAUGGAGACAGCCCUGUCUUCUGGUAUGCCAUGGAAUGUCUCAAGGAAUGUAAGUUCUACUAUGCCUCAGAUGUCUGGUCCUUUGGGGUCACCCUCUAUGAGCUACUGACCCGCUGUGACUGCAAUCAAACCCCCCCCUUGAAAUUCAUCGAAAUGAUUGGGGUUACCCAGGGCCAGAUGACGGUGCUGAGGCUCAUUGACCUGCUAGAGAGAGGGCAGAGACUGCCUUGUCCCAAGGAUUGUCCCAGUGAGAUCUAUCUUCUCAUGAAGAAUUGCUGGGAAUAUGAAGCCUCCUUUCGCCCAACCUUCCAGAACCUUGUUCCCCUCCUCAGGACAUUCCAUGAGAAGUACAGAAAUCAAGCACCGUCUGUGUUUAGUGUAUGCUGAAGGAGAGAGGCCUGGAGCAACUGUGGCCAGCCUGGGCUCAUCUGUUGCACUAUGGGAGUGGGAAAUCUAAUUGGGGCCUUAUUGUUAGGCCCCCUCAGUGAUUGGGGACUGUUUCCCACUCUCUACAUCAUCCUCAGUCCUGGAGGGAGGAGUGAGGCCAUAUUUAACCCCUUGGGACCCACGGGGAAGGGUCCAUGGUGCCAUCUUCAACUUCUUUUUUCCCUGAUGCCAGGUGGUACCCAGGGGUUGUAUGGCUGGGGCUGCCUAGUUACUCCUCUAUCGCAUACAAGUUUGAAACUCUGAAAAUGAGAGACACUUCAGCUAAUGGGGGGACCUAACACUGUGACCUCUGCCAGCCCCCUCCCUCAGAGCUGGGAAUAAGGGGUCAGCCAGCUGUGCUCUCUCCAGAAGCCACUUUCCUUGUGCCUUGCCCCAGUCUCCCCUUCUCCCACAAACACACCUCUGGCCCCCCCCCAUCGCCUCAGGACCAAUGAGGAGAAAACUUGAUAUUUUUGCCUUCUCUCCAAGAGGCCUUAAUCCUCUUCCUCUGCCUUUAUCCUAUCCCCUCUGUCCCUCCCCCUUCUUUCCCAGGUUCCAUUUUAGAUAGGGAAGGACUGAGAGGAAGCUGAGUGUAAUGGAGAAUCUUUAGGGUGGAGCUCUUCUAAGUCCUCUGUCAUCUCCAUUGUGCCUUCAACCCCAGUCCAGGUGCCCUUUCCCCAACUGUGUGCUCUCAGUGCCCUGCUCUACCCACAAGUGAGCCCAUGUUCCUUCUGCCAACAGGAGCUUCAUCUCUGUAGGUAGAAGUGUUAGGGGUCCCUUUUGAGCUAGGCUGACUUGACCUAGGAAAAAGGCUAAGGACCCUGGUCUUAAGAACCAUCUGUAGGAAGCUACAGGUAAAUGUCCUUGUUUUCAAAAAUUAAAAACCGGGCCUACCCCUCCCUGGGGUCGGUCACUCAGGCCAGAUGAGGCAGAAUGGGCUUAAGCCUUGAGCUCCAUCUUCCCUUUUACUUUAGCCACGCUUGUUUUUUUUCUCUGUCUCUGUCUUUCUCUUUCUCUCUUUCCUCUCCCUCCCCCCUGCCCUUCUCCAAUCCUCUUUCCUCACACUAGGUCCUCUGGGCUCUAAAGUGAAUCUAGGCUGGGUGUGGAUGAGGGUGUAGUUAGUCAUCAUGGUAUCACUUCCUUUCUCCCAGAAAUACUGCCAUGUCUUCAUUUCCCACUCAAGUCCAGCAGGCUUUAUUUCUGUAAAUCAGCUUCUCCCAGAGUCUCUGACACCAACCUCUGGCCAGGUUUGGAUUUUGGGCCCCAGCAACUCACAGCUCACUCAAAAAAGAAUGAUUGUGUUAUGUGUCUGUGUGUGAAAGGAAAGGAGAUUGGGAGAGAUUUCCCUAGCCAUUGUGUAAACCUUGAAGGCAGAGACUUUCUCUUGUCUUGCCCGCAGCACAGUGCUAACUAGGCCUUCACAACAAAGAAACAGUCUGGGAGUGUUUGUGGUGGAGGAAGAGGAAGAGCAGGUAGGUCCCCAGCAACAGGAUCCUCUAAGGAUGAUGAUUGGUCUGCAGAUGUUAUGUAAGUUGCCUCGUGACAUAAUGCAUGAGUGUUGAAGACAGAAUUACAGCCAAGGCAAAGAUUUAAUUAACAAAAAGGAAGAAGCUUCUGGGCACCAUCCAGGUGGAUGGGACUGAGGAGGCAGCUGCCUCUGGUUACAAUUAGAUAUCCACCCUGGCCCAAGUUUAGUGCCUUGUUUAGCUUUUGAUGAUCCCUGCCUCCAGUACUUGUACAGAGAUACAGACAUGCAUGUAUAUUGGUAGGCACAGAUUUUCCCCAGAAGCCUAUCAAUCCUUCCCACAGUAACUGGGGGAGGGGGAUACAACUGGGACAGUAACUGCCACCAGGGAAAGGAGGGAACGCUGUAGCUGGAAUGUUUCUGGCUGGACAGUGAGUGUGGCUCAAUGGAACAUCUUCAAUGAAGCCUGAGCAUCAUUGAAGGAGGGCUUAUGGAUGCACUGGGUCAUACAGACUUUAAGUUCAUACUCUGUCCACCAUCCUCGAGUCAUCUAGUCCUUCCCUAAGCCCAGAAGUUUCAGUCUCAGUCAGUGCAGUGGAAAGUUGGAUAUGGAGUCUAGGAACUGGAUUAAAAUUCCCAGCUCUCCUGCCUCCCGUGUGUGUUACUCUGGGCAAAGCCCCAAGGUAAGCCCCUUUGAACCUCAGAUUUCUCAUCUAUAAAUCGAUUGGCUCCAAUGAGCUUGAAGGUCACUUGCAGUUCUGAAUUUGAUCCUGUUGUAAGGAGUCUACCACAUUGGACUUCAGCAAAGCUGACUGUUGCAAGAGGGGAAAGACAAAGACAUUCAAAUAUAAAGCACUCUACAGCUUAGAGCCCGAGAUUUGCAUAAAUACAGACUACCCCAUGCCUUUGUCCCCAGCCACUGAGCUACAUAAGGCCCCAUCAGGGAUCUGGGAAGUGAACUGGUUGACCAUAAUAAGUUAGGGUGAGGUUCCUCACUGAAAGAAUCUGGAUUUGAGCCAGGAUUUGAAUCAGAACAUCAUUUUGACCUGUCUGGCAGAGAUGUUACUUCCUGUGAAGAACACAGCAACCAAACAGUCUGCUUAGACCAGACUGGUAACAGCUGCCCAGUGGCCAAGAGACUUAAGCAGGUUGGUCAGUCCAUAAGCCCAGUGAGGGGCUGGUUCGACGGCAGAACAAACCACUUAAUAAACUCAGCAGCAAAUUGCGCUAUCCACCCAAGACAUCUUACCCCAGGAGAGGUAAGCAUAGCUUAACCAGCCCAUCCAGUGAAGAUGCUGUGCCCUAAAAGGAAUCAGCCUAGCAGGAGAGUGACUCGUUCAUCACUGUUACCAAUGCUGCCCUUCAGUGAACUUCCUGAGGACUCUGGGAAAAAGGAAGGACAUGAAAUGCCUGGUAUUCCAGAAUUGUGAAUCACCUUGGCUACAUGUGCUCCCUACACGUGUGCCUCACAACACUGUACUUUAAGUUCAUGUCUGCUUGUCCCUAACAGAGUCCAUGUGUGUAUGUGGGAGAGUGCAUCCCAGAUUUUUUCGGGAAAUGCUUUGUAACUACUGUUCUUGCUAUGCCAUUUGAGUAAAUGCCUUGUCUAAAAGCUAA
This is a messenger RNA of Phascolarctos cinereus (koala), 7120 nucleotides long. It is a transcript of the gene TYK2, whose product is annotated as tyrosine kinase 2. Gene Ontology annotation, cellular component: membrane; cytoskeleton; cytosol. Gene Ontology annotation, biological process: cytokine-mediated signaling pathway; protein phosphorylation; growth hormone receptor signaling pathway via JAK-STAT. NCBI's taxonomy places the organism in Eukaryota, Metazoa, Chordata, Mammalia, Diprotodontia, Phascolarctidae. Gene Ontology annotation, molecular function: ATP binding; growth hormone receptor binding; non-membrane spanning protein tyrosine kinase activity. The record is from RefSeq and is a predicted model, not a curated record.